Fusarium poae is the source of this 1641-nucleotide messenger RNA. RefSeq lists its product as uncharacterized. Gene Ontology annotation, molecular function: RNA binding. The transcript has 5 exons. The record is from RefSeq and is a predicted model, not a curated record. Bases 1 to 1641 code for a protein of 546 amino acids. NCBI's taxonomy places the organism in Eukaryota, Fungi, Ascomycota, Sordariomycetes, Hypocreales, Nectriaceae.
AUGCGGGGUAAGUUAGCUUCCAACAUGGGCAACAUUUUUGGACGUGAGGAAGAGCCAAGCCCGCCACCUCGUGAGCCACCUCCCGUAUUUGCGGCAACAAGACAACCAUUAUACUAUGGAAGAGAUUUUCCUGACGAGGACACGUUCUUCAAUCGUGGAAAAUCCACAGAGGCAAUAAAGGAUGAUGACUGUACCGAGAGUUGGGCUCGUGAGCUUGGCGGCGCCUGGGCCAAGUUCGGAGACGGAGCGGCAAUCGUCGAUGUUUCACUCCCUUCAGACUUUUCCGCCAUUCAAAUACGCAAUCUUCCUACCAGUGCCUCAGCAAGCUCAGUUAGAGCCUUACUUUCUGAAGUUGGUAUCACCGUAUCAAUCAGCGAUGUACAAUAUAUGAAACCCAAAGAUAUGCCAAAUGGCUUUGCGAUCGUCAAAGUUAAAGACCCGGCAUUUGCAAAAACGGCGUGUUCACGACUACAGACCUGCAUUGAACCCCCAGACUUGGUAAUCAACACGAUACGUGUUCCAAUCCCCUCAGGAUUCCAAUUUGGCCAGGUCGACAACAGACAAGUUCGUUGUUCAUGGCAUCGACCCACCAGAACAUGCUGUCUAUACUUUACAAGCAAGGAAGUUGCAACCAGAUCAUUCCACAGGUUCAAAAGCGGAAAGUAUAAAAUCAACGGCAUGAAAGUCACGGUGCAAUCGCUCGUUGCAGAGCAACCGGUUCAACAGAAUGGGAGAUGGAAAUUCGAUUUGGUUGGACUGAGUGCUGGCAUUACGGAGGACGAUAUCGAUUCAGUCUUUCUUUCAUUCGAGAAACCUUGUCUGAUUGCUAUGGGAGAUCUGAGUUAUGAGAUGGACAUGGAAAUGGAUUCGACCUUGGUCAAGUCAAUGCUCUACGAAAAAGGCGAAUUGGAAAAAUGGAACGUUUUUGGCAGUCCCACUGCCAAACGGAUCAAAGCCCAAGCAACUUUUGUUGAAGAAUCUCAUGCGCAAGUUGCCGCCUCUUCCCUGGAUGAAACAGAAUUACCAUUCAACCACAGCGGGAAGCUUUUCGUCGAACUCGUUACUUCCGUCAACUUCAAGGUAUCGGCCCGCGUUUACAAUGCCGUGAAGAAGACAAUCGAUGCACACAAAUCCAACUGGAAUCGGCAGUUCAUACGUUAUUCCGUGCUACCUGAGCGCGGAUUUAACCGAAUCCUAAAACUCGAGGGUGAGGAUCGUCAGCUAGUCGCCGAGGCCAAAAGAGCUUUGGAAAAGGUCAUUACUGGCACUGUGAUGACGAUGGACGGGAAGAAUAUUUGGUAUUCUAACCUCAAGAUCAACAAGAAUGCUUACAAGAAGCUUCAGAAAAUCGAGCGAGACCUUGAGGUCGUUAUCAUUCGCGAUAUACGAGCCUCAAACUUCCGCGCUUUUGGCCCUCAGGAUCGGUUAGCCCAGGCUGCUGAAGCCCUAGACCAACUCAUCAACGAAUUAAAAGCAGAUGACCAAUCCAUCAAGAAAGCCGUUUCUUCAAUCAAAACACAACAACUUGAGACAGAUUGCCCAGUCUGCUUUGACGAAGCCGAAGAACCACUGGAGACUUCCUGUGGCCAUAUCUACUGCAAUCCUUCAAAUCUCAGAGAUUCAGACACUCCUUCUCUCUGA